Messenger RNA from Scomber scombrus (Atlantic mackerel), 1988 nucleotides. It is a transcript of the gene mapkbp1, whose product is annotated as mitogen-activated protein kinase binding protein 1. NCBI's taxonomy places the organism in Eukaryota, Metazoa, Chordata, Actinopteri, Scombriformes, Scombridae. The record is from RefSeq and is a predicted model, not a curated record.
AUGAGCGCGGAGGGAAGCGGCACGAUCCGCAGCCGCAUCAGGAGCCUGCUGCGCUCACCGUCCAUUAAACUGAGGCGGCGGAGCGGCGGAGCGGCAGCGCGGCACAAAGAGUCUCUGACUGACAGGGUGACGUUGGAGAAGGUUCUCGGUAUCACGGCUCCAGGGAACCGAGCGCUGUCCUGCGACCCGCGAACGGGACUGCUGGCUUAUCCUGCUGGAGACCAGCAGCAGAAGAAGAAGAAGAAGAAGAAGACUGCACACAACUUGGAGCACACUGAGCCUCUCAGGAGUGGACACUCCUCUGAGGUGGAGAUGGAGGAGGAUGAAGAGGAGAGAGGAGGAAGAGGAGGAGGAGCAGCAGGAGCAGCAGGAGGGGAGGAGGAGGUCAGAGGGUCUCAGCUCGUCCCUCAGACUCCGGACCAGGAAGCUUUCCUGAAGGAACAUUUUGUCACACUGGCCGAGCUCUCAGGCUCAGGGAGUCCCAGCAGAGGGUCUCACAGCUCCAGUGAGAGUCUCAGCAUCUCCUCCAGGUUUCUCUCCCAGAAUUCAGCUGCAAGUCGGCCGGUGCUUCCUCUCUCAUCUCGGACCACUGGAUCAGGAGGAGGGGGGGCAGAAGUGAAGACCCGUCCUCUGGUCUCUGAGGUCCGACCUCUGAUGGACCAGAACCAGAACCGGAACCAGGACCGGAGGGUGUCAUGGAACCAGAACCAGCCUCCUCAGAUCCAGAACCAGGUCCAGGUCCAGGUCCAGGGCCGGGUGGAUGAGGAGGCGUCCCCCGCCCCACAGACCCUCCGUCCCUCCCCCAUCAAGAAGAAGCUCCACACAGAGUCCAGGAGGAACCUGGGCCCCACGGCCCGGGCCGCCUCCUCACACCUGAACUCCUCUGGACUCAGGAAGGCCCAAUCAGUGAGCAACCUGCUGAGUGACACAGGUGAAGCCUCCGUGUCCACCUGUCGAUCAUCCAGAGACGUCUCCCCUCAGCUCCUCCUCCCCCCUCAGCGUCCCACCACCCUCCCCUCCUCCCCCAGACGCCCCCCCUCCACAGCCCCUCCCUCUCAGAGACCUAGCCCCGCCUCCCCUCGCUCCCCCCCAGCAGGAAACAGCUCCGUCACCGCGACAACGCCCAGGAAGUCUUCCUCCUCCUCGUGUUCAUCGUCAGCGUCUCGUUCCUACAUGAGCCCGACGGCCAGCUCCAUGGCCAAGAUCUCCCGCUCCGUCUCCAUGGGCGACAGCCUCAACGAGCCCCCCGAGGACCCCGCAGUGACAUCAUCAUCUUCAUCAUCUUCCUCAACAGCGGCAGCAGGUCCACCUCCUCUUGUUGCUGUGGUGCCCUCCAGUGCAGCUCUGGCUGCACCUCCUCACGCUGCUGUCAUCCCCGUUGUCGUUGCCCCCCCCACCUCCUCAUCUUUGGGUAACCAUGGUAACCAGACGGUGCCUCCCGCCCGUGGUCUCCAGGCACGAGUCCCCGGCGCCAGCAAACCGCUGCCUGACAAACUCUCCCUCGCCUCCUUCUCGCCCUCCACCAAGACCUCCUGCUCCUCCUCCUCGCCUCGGCCUCCCCCCGUCGCCGUUUCCCCCCUGCCCCCCCCCCCACAGGAGGAGGAGCCCCAGACUGCUGCAGGCGGCGGCGGCGUGGAGCACAGAGAUGAUGCAGACGAGCCAAUCAGUGUGGAGAACUGCAGAGCUCUGACCAAUGAGCUGCAGAGCUGCUUUAAGAGAGCAACACACCUGUACAGGAAGGUGAGCGGCUCCUGUUCAGGUGACUCCGCCCCCGAACAGCAUCAGAUGGCCGGCGUCCUAUCAGAAGCCUUCCAGGCCAUGAGGGCGGAGCUAGACUCGCUGCGGCAUGCUGGAGUGGAGGGGGGGCUGCUGGGGGGGGUGAAGACGGCGGCGCUCCUGGAGGAGUAUUCACUGCUCCUCCUGCAGGCGGUGCAGCAGAGAGUCCACAACAGAUAGACCUCCUCACUGCUCCUCCUACCUGCUCCUCA